Schistocerca gregaria is the source of this 12917-nucleotide messenger RNA. Its product is annotated as nuclear pore complex protein DDB_G0274915. NCBI's taxonomy places the organism in Eukaryota, Metazoa, Arthropoda, Insecta, Orthoptera, Acrididae. The record is from RefSeq and is a predicted model, not a curated record. The coding region runs from base 173 to 4975 and encodes 1600 amino acids. The transcript has 14 exons.
GUCAUGCCUACACACUCCAACAUCUUUGGUUUUAUCCAGUAAUCUCUGUCGAGGAGGCUCUUUGAGGAAAACUUUUCAACUUGUUCGCGCCUGCAUUUCGGUGCUGCCACCUAUAGUAAAAUAACGUACGCCAUGUUAGUAGCAAGGGAAACAUGGACGGAAUUUCGUGAACAUGCAACCUUUCAAAAAUCGAGCUGAGACUUUUAUUGCACUGUUUAUUCUAAUCGCUCUUGGUGUAUUGUCUGCGUACCUGGCAGUGUUUUUAGCGUUUUUGGGUGUGUGUGCGUACCUGUACUUGGAGUACGAAGCUAACAACCUAGGUUUCCAUGUGGAGGUACUGAAGUCAGCGAUUUUGAGUACAUCAAUUUGGUUGCAGUCAACAAUGUCUUCAUUUGUUAGGAAUCUUCAACAGCGAUCAGGGUAUGUGAGUGAUGAGCCGAAAAGUGAAAUCCGUAGUAUUUCGCGGGCAGAUUCACCAGUGACUUCAAGGCUGAGGCGUGUGUCGAUCGCAACGAAUGGAAGCCGUUACUCAAGAAACAGUGAUUUAAACAUUAGUCGUAGUGUUUCCAGCCCAACGAGAUAUCGUCUCUCCCCUGCGAAUCGAAGUGUAUUGGACGUGUGUAAUAGAAGUGACAGCAGGUCGCCGCAGAAACAGUCAUACAAUGAAGCUAUGGGUUAUGCCUACAAGUCAUCACCAUGGAACAGAAAUGCCCAUUCUCCCCUUUCCGAGAAGGCUAGGUCGCCCAAAAACACUAGUGUGAGAACAGUUCAGAAUGUGGGUGGACCUCUCCUAGCGUCUCCUCGUUCUAAUACAAACAAGACUUUCGAUCUCAGACUCUAUGCGGAUGUCAACAGCCCGGGCCUGGCCGAGCGGUCCGUGUACUACUCCCGAAUGGGCGGUGCCAGUUCCGGCAUGUCGCCAGACGAGAAUCGGCGCCCACUGUCACCGCCAGCCGUGACUCACCAGCCGCAGUACCGCAGCGUCGGACAGUUUCCCUUGGUCCGGCUGGGCCAGAAGGGCGCCGCCACGGCCUCCCUGCCACUACUGACGGCCGCCGUCUCUCCCAAGGCACCGCGAGCGCACUCCGUCAGCACGAACGUGAAGCCAGUUCUGGUAGAGGGUCCGGCUCCGGCCCCCCUGACGCUGGCAGCCGGUAAGGCACUCUCUGCGAGGGUGUCCGGGGCGGCUUCCCCGGGGCUGUCCGGCGUCGACAGGGCCGACCCCCACGACAUAUCUGCCAAGUCUGUCAUUGAAGCUCUCAAGGAAAUAUCGCGCAAGAGGAUUCGCUCCCAGUGUCUGACACCGAACGAAGUUCCAGAUGACGAGUCGGCCAAACGUCAGCGUAGAAAUGUGUCCUCGGACUCUGGUCGUGCAGACGAUUCUGAGGUUGCGGAGAGCUCUGCCGGCCUUCUCUCCCCUUCGACAUACCAGACGAAGCGCGGUCGUAGUGACUCGUUCAACGGCAGCGGCGAAAGUGGCAGCACGCCACGGGGUACGGCGAGUGACGAGACAACGGGCACGCGGUCACGAGUCAAGCGCCUGUGCAGCAACGAGAUCCUUAGCUCGCUCAGCUCUAGCCGUUGCCUGCUGGUGCUCGCUGCCAACAACAAGAGGAAGUUCACCAUCUCUCCAGAUGGGAGUCCGCGUAGUGGCACACCUGUCCCGGUGCAGACUGGCAAACACUUCAAGUCUGGAUCCAGCCCGGACACAGAGGAGCAGAAUGGCCGGGAAGAGGACAUGGUACAGGCAGUGGAAACGCCAGUUCAGAGGAGAUCGGCCAAGACUGCGGUAGAGGACGCCCCCGCGAGUGCGCCACCCGCCCGCACUCCGACACCCGCGCGGGACACGGGGGUCUCCGCUGCCGACGGUGAGGACAUGACGCCGGAGCACUGGAAGAGGCCGAAGGACGCGGACCGGGAUGCCGCCCUCCCCCACAGGGCGACACCUCACCCCGCGCGCAAGCUGGUAGGCACACGCGACCUCGCGGAGCAGCGGCGUGCCGACAGGUCGGCCCUCGUGGGACUCCUCACUGUCAUCGGCAAGGGAGAAUCGCCGUUCCGUGAUGGGGACCGCAUGCAGCCUGCGGCAUCCCCGCCAACUUCCCGGCGACAGAAACACGUGAGCUUCGCAGAUGCCCAAAAGCCGGGAGAGCUGGCACGCGCAGACACGGCGCCCGUCACGGAGUCGCAACAGGCACCUUGUGUCGGCACUCCCACCACUGCCUCCUCUCCGGACUCUCCCGGGCAGGGCGGAAUGACAGGGACGGGCACGACCAACACGCCGCCCACCGUGAGCCGCAACACGCAGAAGGCGCAGGCCUUCACGUUGAAGUCGUCACCCGCAGGCUCGGUCAUGUCGUCAUCUGCCGCGCCAUCGGGGAGGAGCCCCAGCCCCUUCACUGUGAGUGCUGGCCACUUGCCUGCCUCCUCCGUAGGCUGUGACAGUAGCUCCAGCAAUCCGACGGUGGCGGCAGCAUCGGUAUCGCCGUUUACGGCACGACCGGUCGCGGCCUCCACUCCGAUGGCACCGUCCGGUGCGACGGUGACGACGACCUCCGGGAGUCUUUCCCAGUCGGCGCCAGAGACUCGGCCGACGACCGGGACCCCCGAAGCGGGUGGGACGCCGACGGGAGCUCGAGCUGCUCCUGGAGACGCCGCUUCGCAGCCCCAGGUGCACAUGAGUACUGCCACAUCUACGGCUUUCUCGUUCGGAUCUCCGAAAAUGUCGACAGUGGCGACAGUAUCUGCCACGCCGGUGACCGUCACCAGCGUACCUGCAUCGCAGUCUGCCGGCGAGUUCCGGUUCGGAGGCGGAUCGGUGACGACGACGACAUCGAGUGCCGGAGGUUUCAGUUUCACGCUACCUGCCUCGACUGCCGCGUCCGCGACUUCGCCGGCAAAGGGAGCCUUCCAAUUUGGGCAGAAUGCGACAUCUGCUGUGGCCACAGCAAAACCGGGAGGUUUCCAGUUUGCACCAGGCGCGGCAGACAAGGUCGGUCGGCAGGCGGCGACAUCGGGACCUGGAGCUACGGCAAGUCAGCCUUCGAUUUUCAGCUCUAGUGCUGCAUACUCGAAAGCGACUACUACAGAGACGGCAGCAUCUCCAUUUGCUGCAGUGGCCGUGUCACAGAGUCAGGCUUCUCUGCCGAGCCCCGCACCUACUCCGUCAUUUGGAUCUGCCCCGCAGAAAGGGAUUUUCGGAGCCACUCCGGCUACGACUGUGGCAACCGCACAGCAGUCUAUAUUCGGGGGUGCCGCGGCACCCGUAUUCGGAGCGGGUAACGCCACCACCUCGCAGGCACCGACGUUCGGUUCAACAGCUGCGACUACACAGUCUUCGGUGUUCGGGACUUCAGUUUUCGGCUCUACAACGCAGAACCAGUCACAGACGCCAUCUGGCACAAGUAAUGUUUCUCAGGUUUCGACAUUUGGAUCUGGCACUACGCCUGCUACUCCGACCUUUGGAUCUGGCACUACGGCUGCCACUCCAACCUUCGGUUCUGGCACUACGUCAGCUACUCCGGCCUUUGGAUCUACUGGUACGGCAGCUACUCCGGCCUUCGGAUCUACCACUACAGCUGCUACCUCAGCUUUUGGAUCUGGCACUACAGCUCCUGCUCUAACGUUUGGAUCUGGCACUACUACUCAGGCACCGGCCUUUGGAGGUGGUACAACAUCUCAGACCCCAGCUUUUGGAUCUGCAGCAACUUCUCAGACCGCGGCCUUUGGAUCUGGUACAUCUACCCAGGCCCCAGUCUUCGGAGCAGGUACAUCUCAGGGCUCAGCCUUUGGAUCUGGUGCAACAUCUCAGGCUCCGACAUUCGGAUCUGGUACGACUACUCAGGCCCCAGCCUUCGGAGCUGGUACAUCGUCUCAGACACCAGCCUUCGGAGCCGGUACAUCGUCUCAGACCCCAACCUUUGGAUCUGCUACGGCGACACAGACACCAACUUUCGGUGCAAUCCCUACGAGUCAGGCACCCGCUUUUGGGUCUGCCACCACAAAUCAGCUGCCAGCAUUCGGCUCGAGCUCUCAGAAUCGGCCAGUAGUAUUCGGAUCGGUCACCACGAGCCAGGCACCGGCUUUCGGAACUGGGCAGACACCUGCGAUCGGUGCUGGCAGUUCUGGUCAAAUAGCGGCACCCAGUUCCGGCAGUCAGUUGGCAGCAUUCGGAGCCAGUGGAACUGGUCAGACUCCUGCCUUCGGAUCUAGCUCCGGACAGACUCCCACUUUCGGCUCCAACACCGGACAAGUGCCGACAUUCGGAUCCGGUUCGUCCGGAAGCACUCCCGCAUUCGGCUCUGCAAAUCGGGCGACUGUCUUCGGGUCUGGCGCCACACCGUCUUUCGGAGCAGCGAGCUCUGCAGCUGCUACCACCCAGAGUUCUGUGUUCGGGACAGCCACACCUACUUUUGGCACCAGUGGAGCCAACCGGCCACCUUUUGGCACAGCUUCACCAUUUGGCUCCUCACUUGGCACAACUCCGGGUUUCGGGAGUACGUCGACGAGCCAGACGCCAGCCUUCGGAUCGCCGUUCGUAGGAUCAGGGGAUGCGAAACCGGCAUUCGGCUCUACUGGCCAGGCUGCCGCGGCAGUGACGACGGCCGGCCAGCAGGGGGUGUUUGCAUUCGGCGCGGCGAGCCCCGUGACCACGACGGCGGCGGCUGCCGCCGUGCCCUUCCAAUUCGGGGCUACGGGGCAGAGUUCCUCUGCGGCUGCUCCGAAGCCCGGAGGCUUCCAGUUCGGGCAGUCCACCGACGCGAGCCCCGCUGCUUUCCCGUUCGCGGCACCCGCGGGCCAGGCGUCUACACCGAAGGGGGCAUUCCAGUUUAAUGCGGCCGGCCAGACACCCGGAGGCAGUGUGCCGAACGUCUUCGGCCAAAGUACGCCCGGCUCAGUGGGGAUGUUCAGCAUCGGCUCUGGGUCCACGGCGCCGAGGUCGAGGACGUCACGUAUGCGCAACAAGAACCGGUGAUUUUCGGCGUCUGAACACGCACUUGGUAAAAUCAGAUGAAGACAGUGGUUAUCUGGGUGGAGUUCUGACAGUACGGAGAAAUGGCUGCAACUUUUCCUGUGCACCGGUUUGCAAAAUUGAAUACUGUGCACGAGUACGAUUUCUGGUGUACAUGGCAGUGUGCAUUACAUCAUUUUGCGGCCAAAUUAUGCUUGUAGCUUUUUCACCCACCGUGAUUUUGUAAAGUCUCUCUUGUCUAAGGAAUAACUGUUGUGUUGUUAAUAAGAAAAAGAACAACAAUUAUCUCUGGAGUAAGAAAAAGAACAAUAAUAAUACAUGGAAGUGACAAAAGGAUAUGUUCCAGUGUGUGCAAGUUUUCUCUUUCAUUUGUUAAUUCCACUACUCUAUUGUACAUGACAGGCAGUGUCAUACCUUAUUUUCUGAGCAGGACUGUAAUUUUGAGAUGGAGAUGUAGAUUCUAAAAACUGCUUAUGCAUACAGAACUAACAUUAUAAGUUACUUAUGACACACACUGAGCUAUAAUUUCCUGGUAUAGUAAUGCUGAGAUAUUUCUUAAUCUGUAUUCAGUUGAUAUACUGGGUAUACAGCUACUGUAUCAGCAUAAUGCUACAGGUUUAUAUUCCAUUUGUGUGUGUGUGUGUGUGUGUGUGUGUGUGUGUGUGUGUGUGUGUGUGUGAAGCAAUCAGCGACCUCUUCUGUCAGAGGAAACGUGUUCUUUGCAAGCAUAUUCUUUUCUCGAGCAAUUUUAGAGGAAGUGAGUGCUUUCUGGAAGCAGACAUUAAGUAUCAGACUGUGUUAACGUUUUCUGUUAAAUUUCCAACGAGCUGAUGUGGUUACGGGAGCAGUAUUCCUGUAUCAAACUUUGGCCUUUCGUAAACUAUCAUGAGAUCUGUUUCCUGGACCUCACCCUUUUUGACAGUUUCGAAACUCUGCCUAAGGGCCUGCCAAAUAAAUUGAACCCCUCAGAAAGGUUCACCGAUCAAAAUCUGAGACACUGUCGGCAAUGUACUGCAGUUCGUACCCAAACUUCGGUUCGGCAUACGACGUACAUUUCCCAGCAGUCACUAAUAUCCUGGGAAAUAUACCAGGUGUCUUUCACGAGAGUCAUCAGAUACAUUUUCUCCGGUGUUUCUGCAGAAAUUUACAAUUUCGUUUUUGCAUUGCGUAAAUGGAGUUAGCCCAAACAAUUGCUGCUUGUCACGUCUUUCAGACUCGUACGGGUCAUGACAAGUGGUAUGUCUCUCAGCUCAAUAUAAUUCAUUCAAAAGUGAACUGUGAGAAAUGCUACAGUCACGGGUGUACAAAAAUUGUAAGCUAUUAUACAGUUUAGACAGUUAGGACUGCUAUUACGGGGGGCAGGUGACGACGAAACACAAUUUGAUACAACUAGUGACGCAUUUUUAAUCAUCUUUGUAAUAUGUUUAGUCAUCCAGCAGUUUUGUCUCGUCUGUCAAAUGCAUAUCCCACAUCUUGUCACCUUCCCAUCACUUUGUUGCAUGCCAGAGAACAGAAACUCACAUAGAAGACGCUUCCUUUUACACCAGGAGCACGCCGAUUAUUUGCACUCCUCCUCUGACAGAUCAAAAAGAUGACAGAGGAGGGGGAGGGGGGGGGGGGAGAGAGAGAGAGAGAGAGAGAGAGAGAGAGAGAGAGAGAGAGAGAGAGAGAGAGAGAGUAGAUUUUCAACUGUACCACAAAAGUCACUCUCAAUUACAGCUGUAUUUGGAAUUGAUUAGCAACAGUGAGAGUAAGUUCAGCAAGCACAGGCAUUUGCCUGCAGGGAAACAGUGACCUAUAGAAAUGGGAAUUGUAGAGCUGUCACAAGUCACAUGUAAUGUUUUCCUUGAGUACUUCCUUCGUCCUUUGUACUGAAAUGAAAGGGUACAGAUUAUCUACACACGAAAUGAGAACCUACUGAUACGUGGCAUCUGCGCGAGCUGCAAUUCUUCUGCUGAUGCCUGAGAGUACAUUCACCAACUAAUUGUUCUCGUGCAUAGUCUGCUUCAGGAUUGAGAAACUUAGGAAAUUAUAUCAAAUGGAAAAUUCCCAUGAGAAAAUGAUAAGAACACAGAGACAGAAUUGCAGGUCGGUGCUUAGCACAGCGAGGCAAAAAUAGAGUGCUGCCAAUGGUCACAAAACAAAAUUACACACACUAUACUAAUUUUCAAAACUAAUCUGUCUUUCCUCCCUGAGGAAGAAACGAAUCAUUUUGAAAGAGAGGAUGGUGGCCAACUUUACUUACACGUAUGUGUGUUUUGACAUUACUAAACAUUUUGCCUCCUGCGAAGGACAGUACGUGUCUUAUUAUUUGAAAGACUAGCUAAUGUAUGUCAUCAAAAGGAGCGAAGCUUUCUUUUUGUGGUACAUCUUUUAUUUUUUAUUUGUUCCUCUUUCAUUUUGUUGGUGUGCUGUUCCCUUCCUUUGCUGUACAUAUUUACACUUGUGGCUAGUGCCCAAUGUGUUCUCCAGCAGUAAUUUCUGUGGAACUAAUUACUAUAAGCUAUGAAGUCCACAUCUCGUCUAUUACAUUGGAACAUUCACAUAUCAUUCCUUGUAUUUUUUGUGUUCACAUUUAACGUAUUGCCUGCUCCUUUCUAUCGUUCCUCCCAACUUUCUCCCAUCUGAAAACGCAGUCUUGAGUUUUAAAAAUGUGUAAUUCAGUGAUCCGUAGUAAGCUUUGCUGUCAGACCUACCACAGUUCAGUACUGGGAGUGGUCUGUUUGCCUGUCAUAAUCAUAGUUAGACAAUUUUAGAUUGGUUGUAUUAGACAUGGGGUUGUGGGAAAACUCUUUCUGCUGACUGCUCUUUCUCAAGUGUGUAUGGCAAAUGUGUUUCCCUAAGUGAAUUAUCUGGUGUACCAAUUUCACACAAAGUGUAGUUAUUAUGUGUAUCCAAAGAUGGUCAGCACAACAUGGUUAUAUUUGUAAAUAUAUAAUUAAUUAUUUUGUCUCACUGUAUUUCUCACAUGUAAAUAUGUUGUUUAUUGGAGAGAAUAUAUAUAUUUAGUAGCUGUAUUGAGAAUUUCUUUAGGGGCAUGACAUAUAUAGAUUAAAAAUACAAACUAGAGCACUUUUUUCAGAUUAUUGGAAAAAGCGUUACGUACAUUUUAUAAAUGUGAUUAUGCCUAAAAUUGAUGGAAAUUGAGGCACAAAAUUAUGUUGCUGCAAAGGCAGUAAGGCAUUUAUUUUCAAAAUGUCAUUUAAUUUAAUAAGCGUGCGAUAAAGUACACAAUAAUGAUUUUGUACGAGACUUCCCAGUGCUCGGCAAGAGUUUCAUCGAGUCGGGAUAAGUCGCCAUUUGAUAAAUGCUUCUGGAGGUUGCCGUGCAGGUUUUCUGUUUUACUGUUGUAACACGUGACAGUACUGAAUGAAUAAAACAUUGCAUUGGGGCAAAAAAAAAAAAAAAAGGCAGGAACUGCAGUUUUUCGACAAGAUAUCUUUAAGCUAGUUACUCCCGUAAACACCAAUAAUCUUAACAGAACAUUUUCGGUGUUCAUUGCUGAUAGGCUAUUAAGGUUCACAGAUAGCAUUAUAUGUUCUGGAAAGUAGGUCACGUUUUGCACUAUAAUGAAGUAAACCAGUCCUAAACUAGUGAACAAUUUAUUUUUUGGGAGGCCCAUAUCGAUAAGUGUUAUGAACAUAUUGUGAACGUACGAGGAAGUGACGUCAAGUGUGUGAAAUAGCAGGCAUCUCACCCUACAGGAGCAUUUAUUUUAAAUGUGAGUUUUGUAUGUCAGAAUGUUUGAACGUGAUGAAAUAUGUUCAUGCUCUUAAAUGUCUGUAUACAAAUAAAAGUCGUUUAUGCAUUAAGAAAAAUUCUCAUUGAGAAGCAGUUUGUUUUGGGAAAACUCAUUUCAAUUUCAUAAUUUUCUGCCCAGUGUAACUUAAUUGUAAUGGAAUAUGAAUAUUUAUCACAAGAAAUUUGUCGUGGAAUAUGUGUGAUACAAUUUCGAUAAUAUUGUUUGUGGGAGAGGUCUCAAAUUUUACUCUUACAUAUUGGCAGAACCUUGUGAAAGAUAUGGAUUCCAGUUUACCAAAACAAUCUGUUUAUUUUCUCAAUUAUUCACACAUAUAUAGAACAAGUGGCAAAAUGUGUAUUGGUAGUUUCAGCUGUAAUGUGCAUUUUGUCACAGUGCACGUCUGCAUUAAAUUUGCCUGACAUUAUGUGCACAUUUAAGUGAUAUUUAUUACAUUCUGAGCGUAUGAAGCUUUCAGACAAUACUGGAUCCUAUGUAGAAAAGAGUGCCGCACUUCUUCUUUUUAUGGGAGUAUAUCUCCAAGUAUUAUGUAAAUUUUUACACAAACGAUUUCUGAAGUGUGUGAGUUUUUGGCAAACAUUUUUUUACCGAGCAAAUUCUCAAAAUUAUGUGCGUCACAUAGGCACUGGGAAUCUGCCUAGUCAACAGUUUGAUAUUAUAAAACUUGAAAGCUUCAUUUGCCUCAGUAAAUUGGCUUGUUAAUUAGAUUGUCUGGUGCAGUAUUUAAUUGGCACCAGUAACAUUUUUUAUUUGGUGUGCGGGUGUACUUUGGCCUAUGUACGAAUUAACUGUAUACACACACUUGCAUUGCCCUUAUGCCUCAGUAUGUGUCACUUAACCUUCUGGCACAAAAACUAUGUAUCUGAUACAAUUCAUUCCCUGUGAUGUUGUCAGGGUAAGGAAAUGGUCAUAACUUGUCUAAAGAAUGGAGAGUUUAAAUACAUGGUUUGCUGUUUAUUUUCCAUCAUUCCACUAGGGGCAUCCAAAAAUUGAAUAGAUGCUAUAAUAAAUAGGUAGAUUCUUUGGGCAAAUUCCCUUUGAUCCAGCACGGAGAAUGGAAGUGUGUUCCAAUAUUUUACAGAGACUAGUCAUAAUGCCUUAGGGAUGCAAAGUACCUGUCUUCUAAACAAUUUUGCUUUUAAUUGUAAAUCUCAACCUUGGGUCAAAAGAUUGUGUGACCUGAUGCUGAAAUAUGUAAUAAAACAGCCAAUAUUUUAAUGCUGCAUUGUAGUAGUGGAGACAAUUUAAUGUUUAGGGUAUAUACCUGUGCAGUUUGAGGCACACUCUGCAACAACUUUCGUGCAUACUGUUAUGACUUAAUUUUCGCCAUAUAUUUUCCUUUUUCAUCAUCAGUUUCUUGUAUUUAUCUACCCACCUUGUCAGCAUGUUUACUUCUUUUGUACAAUUAAGUCUGCCUCGACACUGGAGAUAGUUAGGAGUUUUGUGUCCUAUACACUGACUGUUCCACCCUAAUGUGAUACACAGAUGUCUUUAAUUGUCUGUAUUGUUAUUUUGGUCUCACUGUUGCUCCAAGAGCCACCUUCUGCAGUUUCUGUUGUCACAAUUUGUAGCAGUCAUUUGUACAGUUCCCCCUUUCUCUUGGAACUCAAACUGUGUUCUUGUACCUUGUGCACUCUAUGCUGAUUUUUUUUUUUUUUUUUUUUUUUUUUUUUUUUUUUUUUUUUUUUUUUUUUUUUAAUGGUACACUCAGUUUUUCUUUCCUAAUUGAGCUCAUUGUUUUUUGGAUUGUAGUUCUGAUGCUCACAAUUUACUUUUGCUUCUUUUCAAAAAGAACUGUUAACUACCACAAAACUGUGGAGUGAACUGAAUAGGUAGCAAAUCUGCAGAAGAAAUUUUUCAAACAAGGAAGGUUUGCUCUCUGAAAAGCAAUAUUGCCAUUUUUAGAUGUCAAAAUUGUUUUUCCUGAAAUUGAUGUUUUAUUCCUCAGGCAGUGAAAGGAAAAAUGUGUGUUAAGCCACACCCCAUUCCUAUCAGGAUCUGUUCUUGUUCAAUGAGCUUUCCAGGUAUUUUAGUCUGUUUUGUCCAGUUGUAUUUUUAUGCGCAGUUCUCCUCACCUGAUGCUCUAGCAUCAGCACGACAUGUGAAAAGCUGUCGCUUCUGAAUAUGCAGGCUGCCUAAAGAAUAGUCUCAACGUGCAGCCGAAAAUACUCUAGAGCGCUUCUUCUUAUUUUUAAGUAUCUUAUAGCAGUUAUGUCACAAUAGUGUGACUGUUGGAUUUGACAAGAAAAUAACAUAGAACUGGCGUUCCCCUCUCUGCCAUAAAGUGAUUUGUGUAGCUGUAACUGGAGUCUUGAGCUGCUUGAAAAAAAUUUAGUUUUGCCAUGGUGAAACUUCUACAUUUGUCUCUUCUGUUACAAACAUUUAUGCGUGCACUGUUACUAUUAAGUGUAGAUCAGUGUAAGGUAUUCUGGCAGGAUAGGCGAGGGAUUUUUCACAGGGAAUUUAAAACCAUUUUAUUUCACAAUUUGCUUCCAUAGUUCGUAGGGAAAAAAGAAAUUACAGUUAACUUACAGAACAGAGAAUCACCACCACUUCUUGUUGCUCCCAGACAGCAAACACCAUCACUGUUUCAGAUUUAUACUCUACUCCUUGCCUAAGAGUCAAGUCACUUUCGUGUGACAUUCCCACAUGUUAAACAGUACAGUGAAAAAGUGACACGUGCUCCACCACUUUCAAAUAUCUCUGAAACUGAUGGAAUAUGGAAAUUUUAAAUUUAAUUGGGCUUCAGCAGCAGUAUCAAUGUUUUUCAAGCAAUUGUGUGAUGUUUAUAAGUAAAAUAAUGUGACACUUUAGAUGCAGCCUGGUGUUAUUUUUUGACAAGAUUUCAGUUUUGUUAUCUGCGAUAAGAUAUCAUUGAAGACAGUACAUUGCCAGAGUUGUAGCACACAGCAAAGCAGUUUCUUGUGCAUUGAUUACACCUUCUUUCUUGUGUUCCAAAAUGGUAGUUUCUGGAACAGACCUUUAUUUUGAGAAAAACAAAAUUUUCCACGUGUCUCUUGCGAGGAGUUGUACCAGUGUUAGCUACAGUAUACCACCGUGUACUGAAACAGUAUUUUAGGCUCUCUUCUUUUAUUCAGACAAACUGGUCACAAUUCACCCAUCUCUACUCUCACCCCUUCCGUCCUCCAGAACGGUGGUCUUUUGCAUUACCUAUUUCUAGAGAAUUUGCUUCCUAGGUCCGUAGCUUGUAAAGCAUUUUUGUGGAAAUAGUUGUUCCACUGAUACACUUCAUUUUAUUGUUAUUAAUCUCUCUGCCAACGCACGCACUGAAACUAAACCACAGCAAGACAGUGUGUGAUUUUAAGCAUUUCCAAUUUAAGAGUGUUUUGAACUCCUCUCAGGUAUUCGGCAGGGUGACAGCAUCCACAUUUUGCCAUAAGUUGGCAAGCCGACUCGUCGGCAUCCCCAGUAACUGGGCUGGGACUUCCCACAGUCGGCGGUGUCGACUUGCCGAAAUAUCGCAAAGUGUAGACGACGCUUCCCUUCGGAAUAACUGGAGUAGGCAGAUGACACUGUCAUCACAGACGCACACCUCGAAGUAGUGGCAGGGGCGGUCAGUAGAGGCUCCACAUACAUCAGUCUGUCUCCAUUCUUAAGGCGAGUGUAGGCCAGUGUACAUGUUGACAUUCUUUUUUAAUGUGUUCUGUGUACGCACUGUGGCACAGUGUUCAUUUUGGGCAGUGUAUGUGUUAUGUGCAAUAAUUCAGCUUUUACACUUGUCCCGAAGAAUUGAGUUUAGAGUUUUUAGGGGGAGGUCCCUCUGUUGGGGAAUCCAGAAGCUUUAAGACAAAAAAGUCAUAAGUGUUAGAAAUUUGCCAGAUGUACAAUUAUUUUAAAGGAAAAAGUUUGUUUUACUUUUUUAAAACAAUCUUAUGUAUGUGAAUUAUUAUUUUUUUUAUUUUUUUGGCUAGAAAGCUCCUUCAUAUUUUACACUGGUCAGAUGAAAUUGUUAGAUUUACAGUUUUAUACAAACCUUUUGUGAUAGUCUGUUUCACUGAUAAGUAUAGUGUGAUGUUUUUUAUGCUACAGCUCAGCUGACUCUUCUGAAUUCAAUGUAAUACUGUUACGUUCCUACACUAUUUUCUAAUUCUGUAUAAGUAAUAAGUAACAGUGUCUGGAAUAUUGUAAAGAAGAAAUAAUAAAUGUGAAAUAUUGAAGGAAACA